This is a messenger RNA of Drosophila miranda, 2255 nucleotides long. It is a transcript of the gene TP53INP, whose product is annotated as transcription activator MSS11. The transcript has 5 exons. Gene Ontology annotation, biological process: autophagosome assembly; positive regulation of DNA-templated transcription. Lineage: Eukaryota; Metazoa; Arthropoda; Insecta; Diptera; Drosophilidae. The record is from RefSeq and is a predicted model, not a curated record. The coding region runs from base 588 to 1871 and encodes 427 amino acids. Gene Ontology annotation, cellular component: nucleus; autophagosome.
CGGAGUUUCUGCUGUUCGCUCUCUGCCACUCAGUCAGGUCUCACCCCCCCGCUCACACACAAAAACGGAAACAAUCAGAAGAAAAACAAAAAAAAAAAAAAAAAAAAAAAACAUCAAACAAAUUGUGAAAAACUUGCACACAUUUGCCCAGCAAAUAUUCCCUAGUUUUUUCGGGUGUUACCUAGAACUGUGUGUGGCUCUGACGAAGGAGGAAGGUCUCUCUCGCCCCUACAGCAAUCGAUCGAUCAAUAAAACUCCCGAGCAGCAACUUCAACGCUAGAAGAGAACAGUAACAAAAACAGACGCAGCGAAAGCGAAGCAGCGUACAAAGCAACAAACAAAGAAACAAGAAACAAAAAGGAAUAAAUAAAAGACUGAGCAACGUUCAAGCAAAAUCCAAGGAACAACCACAUUAGCAAUCUCCCCCGCACCAACUCUCUCUCUUUCUCUCUCUCUAUCUCUUGAUAACUGUAUAACUAAGCGCUACAACAAAGUAAGAAGAUCUCAGAAAAAACCCGAUAAGCAAUACUAUAUAGAGAAGAGAGCGCCAUCUAACGCCCAACAGCCGCAACCAGCAGCAUUGUAUAAUGUUAAGCAGUCUCGCAACGUUUCUAUUUGGAGCGCCAGCAACGUCCGAGUCCAGCAACAACAACGAAGUGAAUCCCGCGCAGGCCAGCGAUCCCUGUGAUACCGCCAUCGAACAGGCCCCAUCCCCGGGAGAUGUAAUUGAGGUGACCUCAUCGACGCCAUCCGUAGCGGGCAACAGCAGUCGCGGCCCGGUGCGCGCCUCCCCCAACGGCAAGAGCCGUGGCAAGAAUCGCCGUGGCAAGCAGAGAUACAACCAGCAACAGCAGCAGCAGCAGCAGCAGCAGAGGAAGCAGCAGACUGCGACGAUAACGAAGCUACUAACACCCACUGGUGAGACCCCCAUUGACGAGGACUUUGACGAGGACGAAUGGUAUAUUGUAGAGAAGGAGGACGAGGAGGACGACUCUCUGCCACGCAGCGACUCCGAGGAGGAGCUCUCCGUUGUCGAGGUCCAGCAGCAGCCGAAGGCCGCAACCUCCUCCUCCUCCUCCGGCCAUGGCCAGGCGGUAUCGGGGUCAUCGCGCCAUCGGCGCCAGCACUUCAAUUCGCAUUCCCUUUACAGCGGUCCGCGGCCGCAGCAGCAGCGCAGCCACUUGCAGCGGUCCCGCGUGGCCCGUCCGCUGAGCAUCUCCACCCUGAGCCCGCCCAGAAGUGUGCCCCCCAGCAGCCUGGCGGACCUUGACAAUGUCAGCCAGUCGCUGUACGUGGCCUCGCCAAGCGGCAGCGACCACGGCCAGGGCCAGGGCCAGGGUCAGGGUCAGGGUCAGGGUGCGAACGUGCUGAUGGAGGAGUCCUGGUACGUAACACCGCCACCAUGCUUCACCUCGAUUGGGCCAAUCAAUAUGGAAACUUCACCAUUUGAGAAUCUAUUGAUUGAGCAUCCAAGCAUGUCUGUUUAUCGUAGUAUUAGGUCCACCCAGGAGGGCACCGAAAGUUUUGUAAAUCUUGAUCUCGGGGUGGCAGCGGAGGCGCCACAAUCGGAGCUGGUUCAGCAGGAGGCAGCCGAGCCGGAGCAGGCCCAGGCCCAGGCCCUCCACGAGCAGCGUCCGCAUAGCGCUCGCUUCGAUCGCCAUGCGGCGGCCCAAUUGAAGCAGGAGACUCUGGCACGCCAAAGCCAGAAGAGCAACAACAAGAAGCAGCAUCAGCAGCUGUGCCGCAGCGCCAUCAAGCGGUCCAACAAGGUGCGCGAUUUCCAGGCCAAGUCCCAUCGCCCACGCCGCUCGGAGAUGCAGCACUGCAAGCUGGUCAGUGGCGCCAACAACAACCGCAAGUGCUGCUUCUAAGUGCAGCAGCAACACCACCACCAACCACCCCCUCUCUCCACUAACCCCUGGAGGAGGAGCAUUACAAUCAUGGCAAAAGCAGCGCGAGGGCAAGCCGCGCUUCGAUUUUAAUUAGUAUUUUAACUUAACCCCAAAAAAAGAAAGGAAAAGAAAGGAAACACCCAACAAAUCUGCGAAAUGAAAUUCGCCAGAAAAAUAUCAAAAUCUAGCAGCUACAAAAACACAUAUAUAUAUUUAAUGAAUGAACUUAAUAAUUAAUUGCAUAAAAAAACAAAACAAAACAACAAAAAUUUAACUAUCUGUGUAAAUGCGUAGAUUUUAACGUUCACAGUUUCAAUUUAAACAAACAAAAAAAAAACAACUUAAAAUCUAAACACGAAAAAA